Suricata suricatta (meerkat) is the source of this 948-nucleotide messenger RNA. RefSeq names its product olfactory receptor 52D1-like. The record is from RefSeq and is a predicted model, not a curated record. Gene Ontology annotation, biological process: G protein-coupled receptor signaling pathway. Gene Ontology annotation, molecular function: G protein-coupled receptor activity; olfactory receptor activity. The transcript is spliced from 2 exons. Gene Ontology annotation, cellular component: membrane. NCBI's taxonomy places the organism in Eukaryota, Metazoa, Chordata, Mammalia, Carnivora, Herpestidae. The coding region runs from base 1 to 948 and encodes 315 amino acids.
AUGGGACUGUUCAAUGUCACUCGUCCUGCUUCCUUCCUCCUGACUGGCAUCCCUGGUCUGGAGAGCUCUCAUGCCUGGCUAGCAGGGCCCCUCUGUGUCUUGUAUGCCGUGGCCCUUGGAGGCAACACUGUAAUCCUGCAGGCCGUGCGCGUGGAGCCCAGCCUCCAUGAGCCCAUGUACUACUUCCUGUCCAUGCUGUCCUUCAGUGAUCUGGCCAUGUCCAUGGCCACACUGCCCACCGUGCUCAGGACCUUCUGCCUCAACGCUCGCAGCAUCCCUUUUGAUGCCUGCCUGAUCCAGAUGUUUCUCAUUCAUUCCUUCUCCAUGAUGGAGUCGGGCAUUCUGCUGGCCAUGAGCUUUGACCGCUAUGUGGCCAUUUGUGAUCCCUUGCACUAUGCCACUGUGCUCACCAAUGAAGUCAUUGCUGGAAUGGGCAUGGCUGUAGCUGCUCGAAGCUUCAUCAUUGUUUCCCCAUUCAUCUUCCUGUUGAAGCGACUGCCUUACUGUGGUCACCAUGUCAUGGCCCACACAUACUGUGAGCACAUGGGCAUCGCUCGCCUGGCCUGUGCCAACAUCACUGUCAAUGUUGUCUAUGGGCUGACUGUGGCCUUGCUGGCCGUGGGUCUGGAUGCCAUCCUCAUUGCCAUUUCCUAUGGCUUCAUCCUCCAUGCUGUCUUCCGCCUUCCAUCUCAAGAUGCCAGGCACAAGGCUCUGAGUACCUGUGGCUCCCACCUCGGGGUCAUCCUGGUCUUCUACAUUCCUGCCUUCUUCUCCUUCCUCACCCACCGUUUUGGCCAGCACCGAGUCCCCAAGAAUGUGCACAUUUUCCUGGCAAACCUGUAUGUGCUGGUGCCUCCUGUGCUCAACCCCAUCAUCUAUGGGGCUAGGACCAAGGCGAUUCGGAGCCGACUUCCCAAAUUGUUGCAUGUGAGGAUGGUCUCAGUGUGA